AUGUCGCGACCAAUACCCAUUGAAGAAAUGGUGAGACUGUUCAAAUCAAGCCACCCAACAAGUUACUUGUUUAAGAUAGACAACUUCUCGUUACUCAAUAAAUACCAAAUCGAAAGGGUGGAAUCCUCUGUUUUCGAUCUUGGUGGUCACAAAUGGACAGUUGUUGUCUAUCCAAAUGGGCGUAAUGAAAAGGGUUUUGUCUCAAUCUUCUUAAAGAGUCAAGCUUCGGUAAAUGUAAAGAUCAAAUUUGAGAUCUUUAUCGUCAGUCAAUUAGAGCCAAACGCGAAAUCUUAUGGCCACGAAAAAUUUGGUAUCUAUUCACGACCGGUUGCCAAGGGAGUUAAAAAAAUUGCAUCUCUUGUUGAUCUUGAGAAGAAGGGGUACCUUAUUGAAGAUUGUUUUAUGUGUGGUGUCAAGCUUCAUGGGAUUGAACCUGCGGCUGAAACCGGAACAGCCGAAUGUUUUAGCUUAAUUGAGCAGCCUACCAACCACAAAGUCACUUGGAUGAUGACCAGGUUCUCGUCUUUCGACCCUCAGAAGGCUCAUCAUUCUCAUGAAUUUGUCGUUGGAAACAGGAAAUGGAGAAUUCAAAUUCAUCCAAGAGGGUUUGAGAAAGAAAAAGAUGAGUCAUUUUCUGUCUACCUUUUAGGAGAAGGGUUUAUCAACAAUGCGCCAAAUAAAAAGACUUACGCGAAAUUUAAGCUGAGGGUGUUGGAUCAAGUUAACCGCAAUCAUGUUGAGAAAACAUGUUCCGGUUGGUUGGAGACAUCUAAGGGCUUUGCAGAUUUCAUGUGUCUCACGAAACUUGUUGAGCCUUAUCUGGUGAAUGAUAAGCUGUACGUGGGAGUUGACUUUGAAGUCAUUUCUGUUGCUAGUUAUUGUUAA
Messenger RNA from Eruca vesicaria subsp. sativa (arugula), 885 nucleotides. The record is from the annotation of a GenBank genome assembly. Lineage: Eukaryota; Viridiplantae; Streptophyta; Magnoliopsida; Brassicales; Brassicaceae.